Cygnus atratus (black swan) is the source of this 5707-nucleotide messenger RNA. RefSeq names its product GDNF family receptor alpha 1 (gene GFRA1). The transcript has 9 exons. Gene Ontology annotation, molecular function: signaling receptor activity. The record is from RefSeq and is a predicted model, not a curated record. Gene Ontology annotation, biological process: nervous system development. The coding region runs from base 549 to 1958 and encodes 469 amino acids. NCBI's taxonomy places the organism in Eukaryota, Metazoa, Chordata, Aves, Anseriformes, Anatidae. Gene Ontology annotation, cellular component: signaling receptor complex; external side of plasma membrane.
CAGGCGAAUAAAUAAAGUUGCGGGUUUGGGGAGGGGACGAGCACCCUGGGGAGCCUUCGUUGGGGCUGUCAGCGGCUCGCCCCGGGUCUCGUUCUCCCCCCCGCCCCGUGCACGCCUGGUCCCUCCCCGGGAAGAGGCGCUGCCCACCCGAGGAGGCGCCCGGCGCCGGUGCCCCGCUGCCGCUGCUCACUCGCACACAGCCACAGCCGGGCGUGCACUUCUCGGCGCUCCCGCUAAGUCAGCCCUGGUGUUUUCAGGUUGCUCAGACCUGAAACCUAAGGGGGGAAAAAAAACAAAACAAAAAAAAAAAAAGGCAAAAAGCUCAGCCGCUCAGCCUUUGCGUCGUUGCUCCCGCCGCCGGGGGUGGGAGCGGUGAAGAGGAGAGAGGUGGUUUUCUAUUUUUUAUUGUUAUUUUUUUUAACCUCCCUCGAUUUCAAUGGAUGUGAACUUGGAGUCUUUGGACCUCGGAGGUUUUGGAAUGUCUACACGCUGAUCCUUUUUGUUGUUGCACAGCAGCUCGUUUGGGGAAACCAUCCGAAGACGGCAAGAUGUUUCUCGCUCUCUUGUACUUCGCUUUGCCCUUAGUGGAUGUACUUCUGUCCGCAGAAGUGAGCGGGCUGCCUGGAGGGGACCGCCUGGACUGUGUGAAAGCCAGCGAUCAAUGUCUCAAGGAGCAGAGCUGUAGUACUAAAUACAGGACACUGAGGCAGUGUGUAGCUGGCAAAGAGAGCAACUUCAGCCGGGCGACAGGCCUGGAGGCAAAGGACGAAUGCAAAAACGCCAUGGAGGCUCUCAAGCAGAAAUCUCUGUACAACUGCCGCUGUAAGAGGGGCAUGAAGAAGGAGAAAAACUGCCUGCGCAUUUACUGGAGCAUGUACCAGAGCUUACAGGGAAAUGACUUGCUUGAAGAUUCCCCCUAUGAACCAGUUAACAGCAGGCUAUCAGACAUAUUCAGGCUAGCACCAAUUGUAUCAGUGGAGCCAGUACUUUCAAAGGGGAACAAUUGCUUGGAUGCAGCAAAAGCUUGUAACCUAAAUGAUACCUGCAAGAGGUUCAGAUCUGCUUACAUAACCCCCUGCACCAGCAGCACGUCUAAUGAAAUCUGUAACAAGCGGAAGUGUCAUAAGGCCCUCCGGCUAUUUUUUGACAAAGUUCCCCCAAAGCACAGCUACGGGAUGCUCUUCUGCUCCUGUCGAGACGUAGCCUGUACAGAGAGGAGACGGCAGACUAUUGUUCCUGUGUGUUCAUAUGAGGACAGGGAGAAACCAAACUGCCUGAAUUUACAAGAAUCCUGCAAGAAGAAUUACAUCUGCAGAUCUCGCCUUGCAGAUUUUUUCACAAACUGCCAGCCUGAGUCACGGUCUGUUAGUAGCUGUCUGAAGGAGAACUACGCUGACUGCCUCCUUGCUUACUCGGGGCUUAUUGGCACAGUGAUGACACCAAACUACAUAGACUCAGGUAGUCUCAGCGUUGCCCCAUGGUGUGACUGCAGCAACAGUGGUAAUGAUAGAGAUGAAUGCCAGAAAUUUCUGAAUUUCUUCCAGGACAACACAUGCCUUAAAAAUGCAAUUCAGGCCUUUGGCAAUGGUACUGAUGUGAAUGUGUGGCAGCCAAUCUUACCAGUACAGACCACCACAGCCACAACUACAACAGCUUCCAGACUUAAAAACACAGGUUCAGAGACCACCAACAACGAAAUACCCUCCCACAAUGAUUCACCAGCAUGUGCAAACCUGCAGGCACAGAAGAAGCGGAAAUCCAAUGAAUCUGUAGAUACAGAGCUCUGUCUUAAUGAGAAUGCUAUUGGGAAAGACAACACAGCAGGAGUCUCCACCAGUCACAUAUCUUCGGAGAAUUCAUUUGCUCUUCCUACAAGCUUCUACGCAAGCACACCUCUCAUUCUGAUGACAAUUGCACUCUCACUCUGUUUGUUCCUAAGCUCAUCAGUCGUCUUGUAGCUGCAUUACAAAAGGACGUGUAAAAAAAAAAAAUAAUCUGUUUCCUGUCCUCUGUUGUUUAUCUGGAAUUCCAGGUCUGGGGGCUAAGCUGAGGCACUCCUGCUAGAACAGUUUCAGUCAGCUGGAAUUUUUUUUUCUCUCUAAAAAAGCUUCUUGUGAUAUUUAGAGGCUUUGUGAAAUACUUGGUGCAGUGCUACAUUCCAAACCCAAAAGGCUUUUGGGCAUGCAGUGUUUUAAAGAGACAGUGUGUAAAUUUGCCUGUAAAGCGACCUGGUUGGAUUAUUUUAAUAAUUACGUUAAUUCUAGCCUUUACCCGAGAAGGAUGGCAGUUUUCUUAAGAUCCUAUUUAUCUCAUUGAAUAGUUUUGUUUUUCAAAUUGAUUAAACUUCAGACUGUCAAGGAUGCCAGGCUUUUGUCUAACGGUGAAUGUUCUCUCAGAGAGUGGACUUUAUGAAACUUCCUCAUUUGAUAAAUUGCUACUGAUGUUAAACUCUUUCAGUGUAUUAGCAUUUUCCUCUUUAAAUGUUUAUGUACUGUAAGUGAUUCUGCGUUCCCUGCUGAGAAGCCAUUAUAAUUCGCAUACAGGUAUAAUGUAUGUCUUUCAGUUAAAUUCUCAUAAAAAUAGAGUGUGGCAUAGAACUUUCUAACAGUACAUUUAUCUUUUACUUAUAAUCAUCUAGCCUUAACAAGGGUGAAGAUUCUUUAACAAGAAGCAGCCAUUGUGAAAGCUUCAUAAACAUAUGUUUCUUUAAAUUCAUGGAUGAGCAGUAGAAACAAGUUUUGCUACAGGAGUUCAGCUAUACAGUUGCUGGUCUUCUCCACUUCCGUUGUGAUACUAUAGUCCAGUUAUUAUAUUUUUCUUAAUUAAAAUAUACACAAUUUAUUUGCUCUACUAAAACAGCACUAUCUGUUAAUACAUAGCUGAUAGCGUCAGCUCAGAAAGUUACAGGAACUUCAUGCCUUACUUCUCUUAUCACAACAUUGUAGAGGGAAAAGAUGUAGUGGUACGAUAACUGAGUUUUAUUUCUGAGACGGCUAAAACCAACACGGAAGGAUGGUUAACCCAAUUACAAGGCAGCAUCAUGCACACUCACCCAUGUGAUAGGCUUUUCUCAUCAUAGUAGUUCUUACUGCAGCCCAUGGGAUUGCAGGCAUGAUGUACUGUUUGCAAGACCUGUUCCUUAAACAUUGUAGUGGUUUGGAUGCCAGUAUUGCCAGUAUGCAAGAUUUGAGCACUUUGGUUUUCAUUCAGUGAUGCUGACAGCCUCUGCUGGCUCAUGAUGGUUUUUCUGUGGUAUCUAGAAGGGAUUCGUUAAAGCUUUAAGUGUCAUCAAAUAGGCAACAUUUCUCCUUAGGGCUGUCCUUAUACCUUACUGUGUUACAAGUUACAGGCUUGGUGACUGUUACAAGCAGUUAUGUCUAAAUGAUCAACAGUAAUCAGUUUUUGUUUCUCCUGAAAGUAGGAGAUAACGUGACCAAGCAAAGAGUUCAUCAUGUUGAAUUUUCAUAUUUACAUUGAGAUUCACACAAUUAUGCACAGGCCUGCUUUGAAAUGUCUGGAUCAGUUAUUUGCAAUACAACUAUAAGGUACGAAGUACUGUUUUAUAAACUGCAAUGAAGUUUGAGAGUGUGCAAAGUACACAUCUUACUAAGAGAUUAUUAAACCUAUUGACAAGUUCAUUUUUUGAGCUUUUUCUUAGCUAAUAAUAAACACUUUCAGAAAUUCUAAAAUUCACUUAUGUACUCUUGAUUAUGGUCACAAUAUAGGUUUCAAAGCACUGUGUAUGUGAUAGAAUUCUAGGAUGCCAUGUGCCACUGAACAUAACAAAUUAGACAAUAUUACUUUUUAAUUCUGUGCUGAUAAGAAACUGCAAAUUACUUUCAAAGGCAUCAGAGCUGCUUUUGAAGAAUAUAUAGCAUAUCAUUACCAGCAAAGCCCAUGUGGUUCCUGUUGCUCUUCUUGUGGAAGCUAAUCAAAUUAUUGAAAACUAGUGACAACAGAAAAAAGAUUACGAGAUUCAUGAUUUAAAAAAAUAAAUCAAAUUCUUUUAUGUCAAAAGGAACUGAUAGUAUAACCUAUUGAAAUGGUAAUGAGCAUAGUGUUAUAAUUCAAAAGUCUGACAUUAUCCAAUUAAAUAUAUUUUCAAAACAAAUUCAUAAACAUUACAAUUAUUAAAUCCGUCUUUGAUCCACAAAGCUUUCUUUAAAAUAUCAUUUGUAUUCAGCACAUUAAACAUUUUAAGCAGUAUCAGGAAUUUUAAUAACCUCCCAGUAUAGUGUAUACCUUUUUGAAGAUUUUAUACAUUUGGUUUGAUUACAAUAUCUCUAUUACAUUUAAUACAAAUUAUUAGAGCUUUGACACUGUGUGAUCCAGAAUAAAAACUGUUGAUCACUUAUACUGUAAACAACAACCUAAGUAGCUUCUGAUUACAAAAGAAAUUGCUAGUUAUCUGAUUCAAUGAGGGUUACCUUUGGAAAUGCAAUUAUGGAUAUAGUAGAGGAAUAAAUGGCAUUUUAUACAGCUAGCCAUGUUACCACAAACAACACGGAGCACUCAAGCUUUCUUUCCUGUAUAAAUUAAAAGCAUACUGAAUUCUUAAUUAAAAAAAUAAAUUGCUUAUUAAACAGGCAAGAGGGAAAAAACCCUAAGAGUCUGACACUUAAUGAGGUUUUACAGGCAUCACCAUGCAAAUAUUGGAAGAUUUUUAGAAAUUGGAUGUGGUGUGGGUGAUGUCAAUUUAGCAUGGUGACCUUGUCAGUGCAGUCAUUUGCUACAGAACUGAAGUAUGCAAAUUGUUUCACUUUUUCCCUUUCUGACCACUAAAAUGCCAUGUGUUGAGUGUUCAGCCAACGAACUAAGACUGGCUAUUAUAUAGUAUUUUAACACAUUAAUUUUAUCAAUGUACCAAUAACAUAGGAUCUGUCCAAAUACAGGAUGUACAUACAGAUGACCUACUGUUUAAAUGGUAAAUUUAACCAAUUCAGUUAUGUUUAAAUUAAAUCAUGGACUACCAUAAACAUUUACAAAUCAUCUUUUUCAUUGAACGUAAUAGAACAGACGUUGUCAUUAGUAUUAUUAGUAGUGUGUAUACACUGCCAUGUUAAAUAACCUGAUUAUUGUGUCUUAUGUUCCUCCUUAAAAGUAGUACACAGAAAGAUUAAAUUCAUUCUGAACUGAAAUACAUGGCUAAUGUUCCAAAGUAUUUAACAUAGGUAUUAAGUCCACAAACUAGUUCAAUGAAAGAGGCAACGAAGAUGGGCCUUUCGGAGAAAAUUAUAAUAAUUAAGGCUUUCCUGUGCCCCUACAAGGGGACCAGUGCAGACAGUGACAUCCACCACUGUGCAGUGGUCCUGCACCUAUGUCUGUGCGGUGGUUUGGUCAGGUACAAGGAACACAGACCGUGUUUCACUGACUUCUUGCUCAGAUCCUGUUUGUCUUUAGGGGAAUGGGGAGGGAGGUGCUGAGCGCUCUGCAGGGGCCAUGCAUCCAUCUCCACUGGGGCACUGCCACUUCCCAUUGAACUCUUUCAUUCCUACUGUGUCAUUAGGAAGAAUUAGGAGGAACAGGAAUUCUUAAUCAUUUCAGAGCAUUUGUAGACUCCGUCUGGAGACCUAUUUCCAGAUCAUUUUCUUUUAAUGAAGUUAUAUCCCAGUAAGACCCAAACUUUUGAAAAUGAGGCUGUUCUGAGGAAUGCUGCAGUUUGUCGGUAGAUUGAAAACAUGAAAAUAAACACUACUUGCUAAGCCUA